This is a messenger RNA of Lottia gigantea (owl limpet), 1311 nucleotides long. RefSeq lists its product as hypothetical. Gene Ontology annotation, molecular function: protein binding; GTPase activator activity. The transcript has 14 exons. Gene Ontology annotation, biological process: regulation of Rac protein signal transduction; signal transduction; positive regulation of GTPase activity. The record is from RefSeq and is a predicted model, not a curated record. The annotation marks the transcript as partial. Lineage: Eukaryota; Metazoa; Mollusca; Gastropoda; Lottiidae. Gene Ontology annotation, cellular component: cytoplasm; intracellular anatomical structure.
UCUGAGAAAUCAGAAGUUUUAACGGAAGAUUUACUAACGAUAGAAAAACGAGUUGACAUCGUAAAACAAGUAUGUCAGAACAUCUCCAAAAAACUCAGUUCUGGUCUACAGGCUCAGGGAGAUACAGUCGAGAAAAGAUUGAAAAAGUUACCAGAGACAUCUCUAGCCCAUUGUUUAAAUGAGGCUUCAGCUUUACUUGGUACUGGUACAGAAUCUUUACUAGGUCAGAUUUGUCAGCUGUGUGGUGAGGCCCAGAAUAAUCUGGCAAGAGAACAGUUACAAUAUGAAAUUAAUAUAGAAAAAGACGUCCUCGGUCCUCUACAGUCUAUCUUUGAUGUUGAUUUACCAGCUAUAUUAAAAGCUAGAAAACAUUUAACUAAAACAACACUAGAUAUGGACUCGGCUAAAGGACGACAUACGACUGCUGUGAGACAAUCUCAACUACCUGGUACCAACAUCGCUAACGCGUCUGCCAAGGUUGAUCAGAUCAAAGAAGAGUUGGAGGAAGCAGAAUCGAAAGUAGAAUACGUAAAGGAUAGCUUAGCGAUAGAAAUGUCUAAUUUUAUUGCUAAAGAAACAGAACACAGUCAGAAACUUUUAGCGCUGGUAGAAGCGCAGGCUGCGUAUCAUGAAAAAGCCUUACAAGCAAUUCAAGCUGUGAUACCCAAGAUGCAACGUUCAAUUGAAAAUAACCCGACUAAACCAGUAUUUGGGAAUUGUUUGGAAGAACAUCUACGAGUAACGGGAAGAGAUAUAGCUGUUGUUUUAGAGGCGUGUGUUGUUACUCUACUCUAUACUGGAAUGAACGAGGAGGGAUUAUUCCGAAUAGCUGGUGCUGCUUCUAAACUUAAAAAAUUAAAGGCAUGUUUUGAUGCUAAUAUAGUUGAUAUGGAAGAAUUUAGACAUGAUCCUCAUACAGUAGCAGGUACAUUAAAACAAUAUUUACGAGAGUUACCAGAACCAUUGUUAACCUAUCAUCUUUACGUUGAAUUCAUGCAGGCUGCUACACUUUCAAAAGAAAAGAUUGUACCAGCUUUAAAACCAAUUAUAGAAAAGUUGCCGCCCCCUAAUUAUAAUAAUUUUAGAUAUUUAAUAAAGUUUUUAGAGAAAUUAUGUAAGAGUUCAGAUCAGAAUAAAAUGACUCCAACUAACAUCGCUAUAGUGAUAGCACCUAAUUUACUCUGGUCAGAUGGCGAAAAUGCUCCCAACAUGUUAACAACAGGAUCUCUAUCUACCAUAAUAGAAGCUGUAGUUAGUAACGCUGAAUAUUUCUUUCCUGGAGGUUCGUACAUGUUUAUAUUUUAUUUUUAA